AAGAUCGAUGGCUAUAAAAGCAGUAAGAUGAAAGAACCGAUCCACAGUAUAAUCUCGGAGUUAACGAGCACUCCACAAUGGUUAGUGAAACAGCAAGGAGUUUUAGGGCCUUGCUGCUGCUUUUAUUUGUCGGUGCCCUUUCGGCAGCGCCGAUUAUAGAAGAUGCGGAGAACACUACUUUAUCGACGGAACUCAAGCCUCCUCCUUACCCGCAAAAGGAAGACGAGCAUUACUACAUGCUGUUCGUUAUAAAUCUUUUUGGCGUGAAAAAUGUUAGCGGUGAAACGUCCGACGAAAUUUUUGAAAACGAUGUCCUUCAUCAUGUCCCGCAAUUGACGGAUCCGUUGGCGACUCUGCUUCUGGUCAUCGACAUUGACGAGAACGACGAAGAUACGGACAAAGUGGUGGAUCUCGACGAACUUGCGGACGAAUUGGGUAACGAGGAUUUCAACGUGGAGAAGAUCAAUUAUGGAGGUGAAACGAAACUAUUGAGGCUGAAGCUCUCCAAGGAGGAAGGGGAAGGAAUAUUCCCCUCGAAAUCGAAAUUGGAAAAAUUGAAGAAGAUCCGGAACAAGAGAACCCUUUGCGUCAAGUGUGGAGGAUCUGGAGGACUUGGAGGGCAUUCAAGAGUAGAUGCUAUACCAGUCAUUAUUAUACCCGUUGCAGGUGGAUAUCCAUCCGGGGGUGGUGGAUAUCCAUCCGGAGGCGGUGGGUAUCCAUCAGGAGGCGGUGGGUAUCCAUCAGGAGGCGGUGGGUAUCCAUCCGGGAGCGGUGGGUAUCCAUCUGGAGGUGGUGGACAUCCAUCCGGAGGUGGAGGUGGUUGCAGCACAUGCGGCGGAAGUUCGUACGCUUCAGCAUCGGCAAAUGCAAACGCACAAGCAGGAAGUGGAAAAUGGGGAUACAUAUAAAUUUAAUGUAAUAUAAGAACAAGGAAAAUAUUCCACGCUACAUGCUGCCCAAAAUAUUCGAAAAUUCAAAAUCAACGAAAGUGAUAUUAAUUUGUAAAGAAUUUGUAACAUUCGCCAUUUCGAUUUCGACUAACAUGUAUGGAGCAUCGAAUAAACAAGAAAACUAAAUAAACAGGUUUCGUUUUUUAAUAAAA
This is a messenger RNA of Apis mellifera (honey bee), 1102 nucleotides long. Its product is annotated as H/ACA ribonucleoprotein complex subunit GAR1. The record is from RefSeq and is a predicted model, not a curated record. NCBI's taxonomy places the organism in Eukaryota, Metazoa, Arthropoda, Insecta, Hymenoptera, Apidae. The transcript has 6 exons. The coding region runs from base 78 to 908 and encodes 276 amino acids.